Messenger RNA from Rhinocladiella mackenziei CBS 650.93, 2211 nucleotides. RefSeq lists its product as uncharacterized. Lineage: Eukaryota; Fungi; Ascomycota; Eurotiomycetes; Chaetothyriales; Herpotrichiellaceae. Bases 1 to 2211 code for a protein of 736 amino acids. The transcript is spliced from 2 exons. The record is from RefSeq and is a predicted model, not a curated record.
AUGGGUCGUCAUUUGCUUUCCAACAUCCCAGCUAAAUUCCGACGUCCUCCUGUGCUGAGACGGAAUCGACAUUCAGAGCAAGCAUCAUCCCACGGAACCGCUACAUCCGUCACACAGUCCAAUCAAUUUAAUCAACAAAAGGAAUACGGGCUCGAGAACGGCGCAGAAGGUAACCGACGGCCGUGCCAAUAUUGUAUGGAUCUCAAAAGAGACAACUUCGUACAAAAUGGUUACCAAUAUAAACCCUUCCCUUUCUCCGCUUACCGUAUGAUGUCCGCCAAAAGUAUCGAAUGUCCGUAUUGCAACCUCAUCAUAAAUGCUAUACGGGCAUUUGAUGAUAUUGGUCCACUAUUCGGUAGACCCUGGGAGCUGAGAGCUACGCAUGGCUUGGUUUUGAUGGGAGAUGAGAACGGGAGAAAGCACCAGCUUGAGUUUUAUGUAACUCCGGAAGAAGAGAGAUCGCCAAUCCUUCCAAGCUCCAUUUCCUCGUCCAAACAUGUCCGUUCAAUCUGGGAUGACCCGCGUGAAAUCGAGAUUCUGAAAGGCUGGCUGGUGAAAGACACUCCUCAGCCAGCGAAAUUGCCCACUCGAGUCCUCGACCUAGGGAUUGGCACGGACAAUCUUGACAAUAUUCGUAUUCUCGAGAGCCCUGCGGCAGCACAGCGGGGACUAUAUGCCGCAUUAAGCCAUUGCUGGCUUCGGGAAGACAUUGAGACUACCAAGACCAUGUCCCACAAUGUCAAGACUCGGCUGGCAAAAUUGGCACUGCCCGAUCUCCCAGACACUUUUAGACAGGCCAUAUCCGUCUGUCGACGGAUCGGCGUUCAAUACUUAUGGAUCGACUCUCUCUGUAUCAUCCAGGACAAUUCAGCUGACUGGAAAAGGGAAGCCGCAGAUAUGAACAAUGUCUAUGCAAAUGCGUGGUUCACUAUUGCAAUACACCACUCCACUCGUGGGCACAUGCCCUUCAAGGACGUCCGGCUUAGAGUUGGUGGCCAAUCAGCUGUCGUUCACGUUAGGCGCAUUCCCGAGCUAAAGGACAUAGUCGAAAGCAGAGCUGUCGCGCCAGCGGUCAGUAACGUGUACGAGGUGGCGGACAAUGUACAUUGGAGCUCAGUCUCGCAACGGGGUUGGUGCUAUCAGGAACGCGCGCUUUCGCACCGCAUGAUCCACUUUACAGAUCACGAGUACCUGUAUGAGGAGAGAGGGAGCGUGAGAAGGUGCCAAUGCAACCAGCACUUUGGAUGGGGGUUAGGAUUCGCUGGAUCUUUACCACGAUGGUCGACUCAGCAGGAGGGCACACAUCACGCAUGGAGCACUUUGGUACAGCAGUACACGCAGCGAAUGUUUGGGCGCAGAUCCGAUCUUCUGCCUGGAUUUGCUGGAGUCGCCGAAAGGUUUAGCGAGAGGCGUGAUCUAGGUCGAUACAUCGCUGGGUUAUGGGAAAAGGACUUGAUCAAGUGGCUAUGUUGGAAAAGUCAGGAAUGGGUGUCCGCCCGCGCCAGUACCUGGGCGUGCGAGAACUGUCGACCACAUCCCCGACGUAUUCCAUGGACAAGAGACGAGCCCAUACCAAGUUUUUCAUGGGCGUCCCGUUUUGGUCCUUGCGAGUUUGUAUACGAUUCGUGGAAGCUCAAUGGUAGCACCGAAGCGGCAUUCAUCGAACGUAUUGAGUGUCUGAUGGAUGAGGAAAAUCCCUUUCUCAAGGUACGUCGAUUGAUUCCGGAAAACUGGCCUGAAGACCCUUGUGGACGGUAUCUUCGUGUUCGAGGUUCACUGUACCCAUGCCUGCACUUCUCUACGUGUGGACGUGGGUUCGAGUUCAAUGUGAGCAUGUCCCUAUGCCAAAAGGAAUAUGCAUGGGCUGUACCCGAUCACUUUGUGAGGAAAUGGGAUCUCUCCCGGGCUGCAAAAGACAUCCUGGACGAUGCGCGAAAAUACGGAAAAGAAUACUGCAUUGAUGCCGGUGACGACUUGCCUCCUGAUAACUCGAGGAUCUACCUACUUCCCCUCUUUAAAUAUCCUGAAGGCGGGGCGAAAACUUGCCUCAUCUUGAGGCCAUGCUCAGAGAAAAUCACAGCCGAGGUGUUGGAUACUAUCGAAGGAUGGGACAGUCCGCAUUGGAUGGAGAGGAUUGGGAUAUCCGUCUUCAACGGUUCCCGGUUCGAUACUAUGGAGGAGAUGCCGAAUCAAGUGAUUCAUUUGAUGUGA